Molecule: messenger RNA, 5162 nt
Organism: Pocillopora meandrina
Lineage: Eukaryota; Metazoa; Cnidaria; Anthozoa; Scleractinia; Pocilloporidae
Source: the annotation of a GenBank genome assembly
GCAGCAUUUUUCUGAGACACCAUGCUCCCUGGAGAGUGGUACACUUGUAUAACAUCUUAUGAAAUGGUGAUAAGAGAGAAAGUGGUGUUUAAUAAGUUUGCCUGGAGGUAUAUCAUCAUUGAUGAGGCACACAGAAUUAAGAAUGAGAAGUCUAAGGUAUGUAUCUACCAAGUAUGGUUGCCACAUUUUACUUCUAUGGUUUAACAUUUUGUGGUUGUGCUCUGGUGAAUUAACACUAUGUUUCUUAUCUUGUUUCCAGCUCUCAGAAAUUGUGCGAGAACUCCGUUCCUCAAAUCGGUUGCUCCUGACAGGAACUCCUUUGCAGAACAAUCUUUGUGAGCUGUGGUUGUUGCUGAACUUUCUAUUGCCAGAUGUUUUUAGCUCGCCUGAUUUAAGUUGCUCCUGUAUAAUAAGACUAAAUGUAUUAGGGAACUUGAAUGAUUUAUUUUUGUGAGACUAAUCACUUAUGCUGCUCAGAACAAAGAAAAAUUUUAGAAGGAGCUUACAAGUACUUGAAAUAAAUAAAGGUAACUAGCUGACUAGCAAGGUUUUAGUUUUAAGGACUUCAUUUAAUUUGUUUUGGGCUCUUUACUAGGAUUUGAUGCUUGGUUCAACGCCAAUUCCCUUGUGGAAGAAAACCAACUUGUGGGAAGUCUUCAUUUAGUUAGUACUGCAUGAUAUGAUAUAACUGCCAAGGAGACAACUUCAGUUUUGUGAACCUAAUUUCAUAUUGUUUUAAGUAUUGUCCAGGAUUUAUACAUGCAUACUAUACAUGGUCCCUGGAUAUUGUAUGUAUGAAAAUUGUCCUCAAAUGUGUUCAAAAUUUGACCUUGGAUGUCCUUAUUUCCUUGUUGUUUUCAAAUGUUGCUGCUUACCUGUGAUAUGCAAAAUUUUCAUUUUGUUUGCAACUUGGCUGCUCAUUUGUAAGGUUUUUUUAAUCAUUUAAAUCCCAUAAGUGACAAAAACAGAAUUUCUCCAUACAAUAUCAAUACAAUUCCAAGCAGACAAGUAACAAGAAUAGAGAAAAGUAUCAAUUAGUGGAUUAUUGGUUGAUCCAAUACCAAAUUCUCCAAACUAAUAUCAUAAGAAUUGUAAAGGGGCAGUAAGGAGAAGAGCUAAUGAGAUGUUGGGAGCUAAAGGGUUAGGUUUCUAACAAAACUGCUCUGUAACAGACUUCAGUUUAUAUUGGGCUUUUUGAGCAUACUCUUCCAUUAAAUAGGGAGUGGUAUUAUAAAAUUGUUGUCAAAAGGUGACUAGUUAUCUUUUCUCCCAACAUGUCAAAACGCUCGUUGUGAAUGUUUUUCUUUUUAUCAUAGGUUCUAAGACCAUUCCUAUUGCGUCGUCUCAAGGCUGAUGUUGAAACAGGACUUCUCCCAAAGAAGACAAAGAUCUAUGUAAGACUCGCAAAGAUGCAAAGACAUUGAUACUGCUUCCUUCAAUGUUCCUUGAAAUAAUUCCCAAUAAAAUUGUAGAUUUAAUUGCCCUUUACAUGUACAUCCUAUCAUCAGUAUGCAUAUUCUCCAUACUGUUCUCUAUACAUUCCCUGAAGUGUUGACAGGGAGAAUUUGUUUAACUGUCAAAAGCUUCUUUAGUUGAUGAUUAUUUCUUUGACACAGGGGUGAUAUUGUGAGGAGAAAUAAGUUGCUGGUCACUCUUAGGGUCAAGGAAUUAAUUGCAGGUCUCUUUUUAAUGGAAACCAGCCAAUAGUACACCAAAUCUGAAAUCUGCUUUAAAAACUGCAAAUUGCAAGAUGGUAACAUUAAAAACUGCUUACCUAACUCAACCAAAUUGUAGUCAUGAAAUUACCUAGGAUGAAAGCCCUUGAUGAGCAUUAUUUAUAAGAGGAUAGCAAUAAUCACUGAUAUUACUAUUGCUUAUUUAGGUGCACGAAGAUCUUGAUGAAGAAUAUUGAUGUGGUAAAUGGAGCUGGGAAAUCAGACAUGAUGCAACUAUUGAACAUUCUGAUGCAGUUACGAAAGUGUACAAACCACCCUUACUUGUUUGAUGGAGCAGAGCCUGGUAUGUAGAAGAGUGAGAUUCAAAGUGCUUAUGGUCUCUGUGUUGACUGAUGUGAUAAGAUUGGGAAGUUGACACAGGUACAAGGGCAGGAACCAUUUAUAUACUGACUUGCAGACUGAGAGGCUUUGUGAUGCCAGCUAGUAAUCUAAAAGACUGAGUGACUGACUUGAAGCCCAGCUGACUAGUUGACUGAUGACAAGUGGCUGGCUUGCUGGGAGAUUUACUAACUGACUUACAGACUGACUUAACAACUGACUCUUUUAAUGAUGAUAAAUGGUAGUUGACUGACUGACUUAAGUACUGACCGAGUAACUAUCAGUCGUAUCAAGCACAGGCUGACUGACUGAAUGGCAGACUAACUGAUUUCUGUGCUGACAGACAGAUCAAACCUACUGAAUAACUGGUUGACUGAUGGACCAACUGUCCAAUUGACUGCCAAUGGACUGAUUGGUUGUCUAGCUGACUGACAAAUUGAUCGACAGACUGACUGACUAUAUAAACAGACUAACUGAUUGAUAGAUUGAUCAACCCUUUAGCCCCUAAAAGUGAUAGGUAUCUAGUUUCUCCCAUCAGUAUCACUUCUGAAUCAAACAAUAAGCUAAUAAGAAUAAAGUAAACAAAUUCUCCUCAUAAGUACUGCAGGAAAUGUAAAGAGAUUGAUAUGGAGAACUUGGAUACUGAAGUUAGAGUGUUAGGGGUCAAUUAGUUGACUGAUUGAUGGAUUGAUUUUCCUAAAGGUCCCCCAUACACAACAGAUCAACAUCUUGUAGACAACAGACUGUCUACUGUCUGUGGAAAGGAUUUGAGUACUGCUGUCUGGAUGGACAGACACUGCAUGAGGAGAGACAAUCAGCAAUCAGUGCAUAUAUAACAUGCCUGAAAGUGAAAAGUUUAUUUUCAUGUUGAGCACCAGGGCAGGUGGUCUGGGGAUCAACUUGGCCAUGGCAGAUAUUGUGAUUUUGUAUGACAGUGAUUGGAACCCUCAAGUGGACCUGCAGGUUAUGGUGUGUAGCAGUAUAUGUGAAUUUUGAUUUAGUACUCAUUCCUCAGUAUGGCAUCAUGCAUCUUUAUCUCGCAUACAUGUAGUGUCUUGUGGAAGUAGCUCACCCAUAUUAAGUGACUCUCCACCAUGUGCGUGCCAUGAUGGACAGUCACUUAAUGCCCACUGAUCAAAAGUCUGUUGAACUCCAAAAGAGUCCAAGCUGUCCCAAUACAUUACAAGUAAUCGAUGAAUUAAUAUUAUGUAAUGGAUGUCCAGAAAACUGCUGUUAUGAAGCCUUUUAGUCAAGGAGCAGUUGAUGUUAAAAAAUAGAUAGAAGAUAUUUGAGUCUCCCUCAAACUCAUCAUUGACUACCUCAAACCAUUAAGUCAGAACAGCUGAUGUAAAUGAAACCGAACAAAAAAUUUAUGGGGUGGAGACUAAAAUUCAUUUCUUUUUGAUCCACUGAUUGUUUUAUUAGAACAGGGGCCUUACCAUCCACUUUGGAAAUCUUUUUCUGCAUUAACCUUGUGAAAUUAGGAGUCCAUUGUCUUCCAUUUAUGCAAUACAUAUUUACUUAUCUUAUGACACACUAGUCUUACUUGUACAUGCAAAUCAAGUAUGACUUUUUGUUGUUACCAUUAUGACAGGAACUUUGUACAAACAAUUUAUUGACUUCCCUAAGCCUCUGAUUGCUGCAGUGAAUGGACCUGCGGAGGGAAUAUCAAUAAAAAUCAUGGGCCUGUUUGGCUUGAUCUAUGCACGAGAUAAAGCUACAUUUUACACACCAUUUAUGGAGCUAGGACAAAGCCCUGAAGGAUGUUCCUCAUUUAUGUUCCCAAGGAUAAUGGGACCUGCAAAGGUACAUUGUCUUGCCUCUAAUUUCUGUUGAAACCUUUGUAUAAGUUGUUGACUUGAAGAGCAUAUUUUAAGUUAUUGUUUUAAUUUGUGAAAUUACACCGUGAAUUCUUCUUCUUCUUUAGUCCAAUGAAAUGUUGCUUUCUGGAUGCAAACUGACAGCAGUUGAAGCAAGAGACUGUGGAUUGGUUACAGAUGUUUUCCCCCAUGACAAGUUCACAGAAGAAGUUCAGAACUGAACACAAGCAAUGGCCAAGCUGCACCCCCCCCCCCCCAGGUAGAAAAUUGAAUUGUAGAAUUUCACAGCAGGGUGCCCUCUACAAUGGAGUUGUUGUAGCAUUUGGAGACAUGCUGGUCAAAGGAGGGGGAGGGGGGUGAGGGAAGGGGUUUUUUGUGUAAUCUCUUAGAGAUAUUCUCAGCCAUAUGGCUUCUCUCGAUAAAUUGUUGAAAGAAGCCUGAGAUUAAAACUUCAGUGUUAUUAUGUGUAUUCCCUUCAGCCUGAAAACAAUUAAAGGCAUCCUGCUUUACUCAAGUUUUAUUGUAACAUGCAAUCAUAGUGAUGAAGACAGAAGAGGAGUUUCCCCAAUUUUAUUUAUCGAUUCUAAUUUUUAUCACGGUCAUUUAUAUUUGACUGUAGAUGGUAGGGGCUUUGAGUGAAGCGUUAAUAUAGACGAUCAAUCAAUGUUUUAUACUAUCAUUCAAAAAGUGAUCUUUUCUCUCGGUUUUUUUUUGUGUUCACUUUACAGUCUCUGCUGUUGUCCAAGCAGUUAAUACGUGAUUCAUUCCGGGGUUUGUUACAUGGAGCCAAUGAAAAGGAGAGUGCUUUACUUGAAGAACGAUGGCUUUCAGAAAAGUGUAUGCAAGCCGUUAUGGCUUUCAUUCAGAGAAAAUCCAAAUUGUAGCCCAGCUUUCAUUUCCUUGCCGCAUUGAAAUUAGGGCUUUAUGACCUUUAUCGAACUCAACCACGAUGAACUGAAGAGCUUAAAGUUUUAGUGUUGCUUUCUAUCACCCAAUCAAGUAGUUUUAUUCGCAGUGGAUUGUGUUUCGAGGAAGGGAAGAGGGGGAUGUCACUGAAGCAAAACGGCAGCCAAGGAGACCAGUCAAGUGGCAACAAAAGCAUCAAACUGUCACGUGAUAGAAAUCGUGGGACGUUUGUCACAUUGGCUGAUCGAUGUUAAGGAUUUUUUAAAUGUUAAAUUCACUCUUUGCCAAUUAUUCAAUUGUUAAUUGGCUAUAGUAAUUAAUCUUAUUUACUGGUGGUAUGUUCAGUCAAAAAAAGUAAUUAAAUGCAAUUGUUGAAACUGGA